Quercus robur (English oak) is the source of this 1295-nucleotide messenger RNA. RefSeq names its product F-box protein SKIP23-like. The transcript has 2 exons. The record is from RefSeq and is a predicted model, not a curated record. The coding region runs from base 96 to 1229 and encodes 377 amino acids. NCBI's taxonomy places the organism in Eukaryota, Viridiplantae, Streptophyta, Magnoliopsida, Fagales, Fagaceae. Gene Ontology annotation, molecular function: protein binding.
UUCUCACUUAACAAAAGUGAGUAUAAGUGACCCAUUUCAACACUUAAUAUUUCAUAGCUUUGUUAGUGAACCUUCACUAAGCUUUGUGUACUUCCAUGGCGGAUUGGUCUCAGCUCCCCCAAGAUCUCUUACACCUAAUAGCCAAACGCCUCAAGACCCGCAUCGAUCUCUUCCGCCUUCGCUCCAUUUGCUCUUCAUGGCGCUCCUCUAUUUCUCUUCCACCCAAACAACACCGUCACACUCCAAUUCCCACCACCGACGACUCCAAAUUCACCCACAGUCUCGACCUAUCCGAACACACCGUUUAUCUCAUCGAAUCACAACAACAAGGGUCUCCUCCAAAACGCUGGUUGGUCAAGGUUUUCCAGGACCAACAUGGUCGAAUGCACUUGCUUGACCCACUUUCACGCUCCAAGGUUGUUGGAUUCGACAACUUGUUAUUGGAUUUGAGAGAGUUUAAAGUGUUUGAGUUGUGUCAAGAACAUGUUCUUCAUCGUACCGCAACGUAUGGAGUCCAUGAACCUUGGAGGAGUCGUCCAGUUGUCGAGGUUGACAAGGUUGCUCUCAUGUGUGUGGGCCCAGAAAACAAUGAUUUUGCGUUGGUGACCCCACAUCGAGAUGGUGGAGGAUUGGCUUUCUUCAACUCGAGAAUCCAGCAAUGGAUCACUAUUGGGUCCCACCCUGCCACUUCAUCGUGCAUAGCAGUGACUCACUUUGAGGGCAAGUUCUAUGCUGUUGAUACCAAAGGAAGAACAAUUAGUCUUGAUCAAUUUUUAGAUUCAAAAGUGGUCACUAAUUUGGGGUCUGAUGCGUACAUGAAGUACUUAGUUGAAGCAGGUGGUGAAUUGUUGGUGGUUGAAGCAUAUCUUCCUUUUCCUAAUGCUGAGGGAUCCAUUGGCAGCGAGAGCUAUAGGGGUUUGUGUAUUGAUUAUUUUGAGGUCUUUAAGUUUAACAAAGAAGGGGAUAAAUGGGUUAAGAUCAACAGCUUGGGGGAUUGGGUGUUGUUUUUGGGAAUUUAUUCUUCGUUUUCUGUGUUAGCUUCUGAGCUUCCAGGCUGCAAGGGGAAUUGCAUAGUUGUGACUCAGCCAAGGUGGAAAGAAUUUAAUCUGGAUGGUCAUGAUACGAAUGUAGUUGAAUUGGAAAGUGGUAGAUCUGGACCUUUGGAGAAUUACCCAGAUUUUUCCAAGUUGUUGUUUUUUCCUGGUGGUAUGGGUACUUCUUCCUCUUGAAUUUAAAGUUGGAAGUAAGUGUUUGUUCUUUGUAUUAUUAUAUGCAUGUAAGGUAACUUUUCGCUA